Molecule: messenger RNA, 1854 nt
Organism: Adineta ricciae
Lineage: Eukaryota; Metazoa; Rotifera; Eurotatoria; Adinetida; Adinetidae
Source: the annotation of a GenBank genome assembly
AUGAUGUUGAAAUUUGAGUUGGUCUGUCUUUUGAAAUUAUGUUUGGUCUCUAUGAUUCAAAGUCAGAAGUACCUAGAAUGCACUUUUGAUCGAGGUGAUUUGCCUUGUAAACUUAUUCCAGUUGGAAUGAAUCCUCCAUUGCAAACCAUAAGUUAUAUCACCGUGGACGAUCCAUCAGUGAAACUAUCAAUGCCAUUGUCGGAUGUGACAUCUAUUACUGCACCGACUAUUGGGAAUAAUUUAACAUGUCAAAUACCAUAUCAACUUGAGAGUACUACUGAACAGAUCUACUUUUGUUCUCGAUUGAAGGACUCCUCGAAACCAGCUAGUUGUAUCACAACGGAUUCCACUGAUCAAGAAUGUUUGCUUGGACAGUAUGUUCUGGCUCAACUAGUUCCCGGAGAAACUCUGGCUUACUUCAUUGAAGUACGAAGCACAAGAGGUCCAUCUUGUUUGAGUUUCUACUAUUAUAUAACAAAUUCCAAUGUUGCCCAAAUCCUUGUUCAAUAUUCUGACAUUACUGGAAGUAGUACAGAACAGAUUGGAAAAGCAUCCAAGGUGUUAUUCAAUGGUUGGCAUUUGACAAAUUUUAGUUUUCAACCACAAAUAAACGACUAUCACUUGAUCCAUAACUUUUGCACUUAUUUAGAGUCAGACACUGUCGUUACUUCUACCACUACAAUGGAUCAAACAACACAAAUGACUUCACAGAAAGUCACGAGUACAACCAAAGAAUCAUCUGUACCAUGGACACAAACAUUCAGUACAGUGACUACGUCAACAGUCACAACGACACAAUUAUCAUCUGAAACAUCAUUAGAUUUAACUAAUUCAACAAUCACAGUUUCUAGUACUACAUCUAAAAUUCCUUUUCGUCCAUUAUUUCAAUGUGACUUCACCACAACAUGUUUUGGAAAGAACAUGAUAACACUUACGAAUGGUAGUGAAUUCAAUCCGACAAGUCUAUCGUCGAACUCUGAACCGCCUCGAGUGCCCACUUCAGAUAUAACGUCCAUUACUAGACCAACAAGUAACAAUCAACUAUGUGCUAUACCUUAUCGACCUCAACUGGACGACAGCAACGCAACUACUUCUUGGAAUAUGUGGUUCUGUUAUAAAAAUCAGUGCCCUUUACCGAAUGGACAAACUGCAGUGUGUACAUCGGGCUUCUACGGUCUUAUUUCUCUUGAUCCAUCGGAAAAAUCGAAAACAGUAAUCGAUCCACUUGUACCCGAUGUGACAAUGCGUGAUGCAUCUGGUGAUCAAUGUCUCCGAUUUUAUUAUUAUUUCACUGUAUAUGAUGAUUACAACUGGGAUCAACAUAUUCAGUUAUGGAUUAGACCUAACAAUCACAGUGAUAUUCGAUAUUCCAUUGGAAAUCUGACAGUGAAUGAUAUGAAAUACAAUGGUUGGCAUUUUCAUUAUAUAACAUUCAAAAGACAAUCAUCCGGUGAUACGUUACAAUUUGAUUUCGCAGUUGCGAAUAACAGUCAAGCAAACAAUAUUCUGACGAAUAGAACAAUAUAUUUUGCAUUAGAUAACAUUGAACUGUAUGACUACAAUUGUUCAUUUGUCAACGAUCAACUUCCACAAACGACCACUUUGCUGCCUGUUACAACAACAAGGCAAGAAGCAACUCCUCCGCUUCCCAUCCAUGAUAAGCCAAACUUAGGACUCAUUCUUAGCCUUUCGUUAGGCGUCGGCAUUCCUGUAGUGUUACUUACUGUUAGUGGCGUUUUAUUCUAUGUGAGGAAGCGUCAAGAUGCCAAAAAGUUAGAUUUCAUUGAAAUGGAUGGUUCAAUUUGUGAGGAUGAUAGCAAUGAUGAUUCAAUUUCUCUUUCCAAUGCGUUCUGA